Emiliania huxleyi CCMP1516 is the source of this 804-nucleotide messenger RNA. RefSeq lists its product as hypothetical. The record is from RefSeq and is a predicted model, not a curated record. Gene Ontology annotation, molecular function: DNA binding; DNA-binding transcription factor activity. The coding region runs from base 1 to 804 and encodes 267 amino acids. The transcript is spliced from 2 exons. Lineage: Eukaryota; Haptophyta; Isochrysidales; Noelaerhabdaceae. Gene Ontology annotation, biological process: regulation of DNA-templated transcription.
AUGGCGCCGCUCGCGCGAACUCGUCGCGGGCCACAGGCUUCCGAGCGCCUCGUGUUGAUCACCAAGAGGAACACGACUGGCUACAAGAACGUGACCUACGACCGCAGCAAAAAGAAGUUUGUGGCGCAGGUGAAGGAUGGCGGCAAGCAAGUCCACCUCGGCUCCUUCGCCACCGCCGAAGAGGCGGCCUCCGCCUACGCUCGCUCAGAGUACGGCCGCGCCGACGCCGCCAAGCUGCUGCAGACCCGCUCUGCUCCCACUGCCGCUGGCGCCGAGGCAGUCCGGCAGGCGGAGAGGGAGGGCCUGACUCUGGUCGCCAGCGGCAGCAGCACAGGCUACAAAGGCGUCUGCUACCACCCGAAGCAGCACGGCAGCAAGAAGUACCUGCUGAGGGUGAAAGCUGGCGGCAAGAAAGUCUUCCUCGGCCUUUUCGCCACCGCCGAGCAGGCCGCGCUCUUCUACGCCCGCUGGGAGGCGGGCAGGGACACCAGCGAUCUCAUCGCGCCGCCGCCGCCACCCGUGCCUUCCUCUGCUGCUGGCGCCGAGGCAGUCCGGCAGGCGGAGAGGGAGGGCAUGACUCUGGUCGCCAGCAGCAGCAGCAGCACAGGCUACAAAGGCGUGAGCUUCUGCCCGAAGCAAGGCAGCAAGAAGUACCAGCUGCGGGUGUGGGUUGGCGGCAAGCGGUUCUUCCUCGGCUACUUCGUCACCGCCGAGGAGGCGGCGCUGGCGCGGCCGUCCGAGGCCAGCAGCUAUGAGGAGGAGGACGGCUUCGACCCCGGCGGACACUGCCGACGCCGUGGCUAA